This is a messenger RNA of Drosophila ficusphila, 1609 nucleotides long. It is a transcript of the gene Cyp6a13, whose product is annotated as probable cytochrome P450 6a13. Gene Ontology annotation, molecular function: monooxygenase activity; heme binding; iron ion binding. Lineage: Eukaryota; Metazoa; Arthropoda; Insecta; Diptera; Drosophilidae. The transcript has a single exon. Bases 10 to 1473 code for a protein of 487 amino acids. The record is from RefSeq and is a predicted model, not a curated record.
GCCGGCACCAUGCUAUUGCUCUUGGUUCUUUUAUUCAUCGUUGGACUUUUGCUAUAUCUCAAGCUCCGAUGGCACUACGCCUACUGGACGCGACUGGGCGUGGCUGGCGAAACGCCCGAGUACUUCCGUGGAAACAUGAGGGGAUUGGGCAAGGAACUCCACUGGACGGACAUCAACCGGCGGAUCUACGGGAAGUUCCACGGUAGGGAACGCUACUGCGGCUACUUUACCUUCAUGACCAAAGCGCUGUUCGUAAUGGAUCUGGAUCUGAUCAAGAUGAUAAUGAUCAACGACUUUGGAGCUUUCGCCGAUCGGGGACUAUUCCACAAUGUGAGGGACGAUCCGCUGACGGGCAAUCUCCUAUUUCUGGACGGACCCGAGUGGCGCUGGUUGCGCCAGAACUUGACGCAGGUCUUCAGUUCCGGCAAGAUGAAGUUCAUGUUUCCCACUAUGGUGGAAGUGGGCGAAAAGCUGACGAGGGCGUGUCACUCUCAGCUGGGCGAGAUUGAGGCCAAGGAUCUGUGUGCCCGGUUUACAACCGAUGUGAUUGGUAGCUGUGCUUUUGGACUGGAGUGCAACAGCCUCGAGGACCCGGACUCGGAGUUCCGGCGAAUGGGACGAUCUGUGACCACGAAUCCCCUCCACUCGGUGCUCGUUCAGGCCUUCAUGUUCGCCCAGCCGGACUUGGCGAGGAAGUUCCGACUGCGGCUCUUCCGGCCGGAGGUCAGUGAGUUCUUCCUGGACACCGUUCGCCAGACAUUGGAUUAUAGACGAAGGGAGCACAUCCACCGCAACGACCUCAUUCAACUGCUGAUGGAACUGGGACAGGAGGAUGCACUGUCCUUCGAGCAGAUUGCGGCCCAAGCCAUGGUAUUCUUUCUGGCAGGUUUCGAUACCUCCUCCACCACCAUGUCCUUCUGUCUGUAUGAACUAGCUUUGAACCCCGAUAUCCAGGAGAGACUACGGGAGGAGGUGCUUGAAGUCUUGGAUCGCAACAACCAGAAGCUCACCUACGAGUCCGUUCAGGAGAUGCCUUACUUGGAUCAAGUUGUGGCCGAGACUCUGCGAAAGUAUCCCAUACUGCCCCAUUUGUUGAGGCGUUCCACGAAGGAAUACCUGAUACCUAGUAGCAACUUAUUUCUCGAACGGGGCACCAAGAUAAUGAUACCAGUGCACAGUAUUCACCACGAUCCGGAACUAUAUCCAGAGCCGGAGAAAUUUGACCCCAGUAGGUUCGAGCCGGAUGAGAUCAAGGCCCGCCAUCCUUUUGCCUACUUGCCCUUCGGCGAAGGUCCUCGAAAUUGUAUUGGCGAGCGCUUUGGCAAGUUGCAGGUGAAGGUGGGACUUGUCUACCUCCUGAAGGAGUUCAAGUUCAGCAGAUCGGAGCAAACAAAGAUUCCUUUAAAGUUUUCGAGUGUAACUUUCCUGAUAUCAACGAAAUCGGGCAUUCAUCUGCAAAUGGAAAAAAUUUAAACGAAAAUUUUUAAUAUUUUUCGGACCAAAAUUUUCUUAUCAGCAAGAAAUUGUGGUGAUAGACUGCAAUAAUUCCUAUAUAUAUAUAUAUAUAUUAUACACCUAAACACAAAGAAAUGUUAUAAAAAAGUAAAAA